CUUCUGUUUCAUGUCAACUUUAAGAGUCUGAUGUCAUGUUUUUGUUUUCACACAUUGACCACAAGUUUUUUUGCCACUAGCUUUAAAUAGAAAACGAGUGCUGACUACAUCUACAACGAACAAGAUCAUUUAAUGUUUGAAGGUUAAAGAGCAGAAAUGGCUGAUGGUAUUUAUGAAGAUGUGAUCAGGACUGAGUCUGAGGGAAUGAACACAGACAGAAUGGAGAUGAUAGUAGAAAUCUAUGAGAGUGCAGAAUGUGUGAGAGAUCAUGACUUCAGGACAGAGACAAACACACACCAACCACUUCAGCGUACAGGAAGUGAUUAUGUGAAGAUCAGAAGCUCCAGGGCAGCUGCAGUGUGUUUGGUGCUGCUGUGUGUUCUUCUGCUGACUGCAGUCAUAGUGCUGUGUGUCCACAUUCAUACAAAGAGCUCAAACUACACAGCAGAGACACACCAGCUACUAAUUAACAUCACCAACCUCACAGAAGAGAGAGAUUGGCUGAAAAUAAAGAACAAAAACCUGACCAUUGAGAGAGACCAGCUACUAACUAACAUCACCAACCUCACAGAAGAGAGAGAUGGGCUGAAAAUAAAGAACAAAAAUCUGACCAAUGAGAGAGAUCAGCUAAAAUUGGAGAAAAAUGAUCUUCUUGGUAAAACGGAUGGAUGGGUUUGUUAUCAAUCCAGUCUUUACUUCAUUUCCUCUGAGCAGAGGAACUGGACUGAGAGCAGAAGAUACUGUACAGAGAGAGGAGCAGAUCUAAUCAUCAUAAACAACAGAGAGGAACACGAAUUUGUCAAGAAACGUUUUUUUGGUUUCUGGAUUGGUCUGACUGACAGUGAUGUGGAGGGUAGAUGGAAAUGGGUUGAUGGCACCAACAUGACCUCUGGGUUCUGGGCGACUGGAGAGCCUGAUAAUAACAAUGAUGAUGAAGACUGUGCUUUGACUUCUUCACCAGGAUGGAAUGAUUAUCAAUGUAAAAGAACAUUAAGAUGGAUCUGUGAGAAGAAUGUUUUUAAAUGACACAUUUCAAUAAAUAUGUGAGCAUAAUGCAUUAUGAACACAAGCAACUCAUAAUAAUUCAAUAAAGCAAAAUGUAAUAACUGCACUUAAUGUUAUGAGUAUGACAUUACUAAUAGCUUAAAUUUUUUUUCUACUAAAUUUUAAACCAGCUACAAAAUGCCUCAGAUUUAAAUAUUCAUGAAAUAAUUACUAAUUCUACUGUACAUUACUACU
This is a messenger RNA of Megalobrama amblycephala (Wuchang bream), 1239 nucleotides long. Its product is annotated as CD209 antigen-like protein C. Bases 157 to 1026 code for a protein of 289 amino acids. Gene Ontology annotation, cellular component: external side of plasma membrane. Gene Ontology annotation, biological process: biological process involved in interspecies interaction between organisms. The transcript has 5 exons. Gene Ontology annotation, molecular function: fucose binding; D-mannose binding. Lineage: Eukaryota; Metazoa; Chordata; Actinopteri; Cypriniformes; Xenocyprididae. The record is from RefSeq and is a predicted model, not a curated record.